This is a messenger RNA of Lolium perenne, 2026 nucleotides long. RefSeq names its product protein NRT1/ PTR FAMILY 8.3. NCBI's taxonomy places the organism in Eukaryota, Viridiplantae, Streptophyta, Magnoliopsida, Poales, Poaceae. Gene Ontology annotation, biological process: transmembrane transport. Gene Ontology annotation, molecular function: transmembrane transporter activity. The record is from RefSeq and is a predicted model, not a curated record. Gene Ontology annotation, cellular component: membrane.
AGUAGAGUUGAAUUGGGAGGGAGAGGCAGAGAAGACAUAAAGGUCAGUCUCUUCCCCGCUGGCUGCUACGUGCCCAGGACCAACACCAAACAACUCGGAGGAGUUCGAGAGAGGGAGCGGGAUCCCAGCCAGCCUCCGUCGGCGUCUACAGGCGGCACGCCAUGGACGCCGAGAGCGGAGAAACACCCCUCCUCUUCCAUCAGCACAAUCCCAACCAGGUUCAGGUCUCUUCAUCAAGCAACAGACCCUUCAACUGGAAGGCUCCUGCUAUUAUUUUGGCAUUUGAAUUCUUGGAGAGCAUUGCCUACGCUGGUAUUGCCCUCAACUUGAUCGUAUAUCUCGGAACGGUCCUUCAUGGAACUACUGCUUCAAACGCCGCAACUGUUGAUACAUGGAACGGCACCACAUUCCUUACACCCGUUCUUGGAGCCUUUCUCGCUGAUACGUACUGGGGAAAGUACAAGACCGUCGGUAUCUCCAUAAUAUUCUAUCUUACUGGGAUGCUCGUCAUUACUGCCUCGACAAUUAUUCCUUCUUUACAACCCGCGGCAUGUGAAGGAACUUCAUGCCCUCCUGCCACAGGGUUUCAGUAUUUUGUCUUGUUUGCAGCACUAUACCUUAUUUCUGUUGGGACUGGAGGUGUUAAAUCAGCUUUGCUUCCCCUCGGAGCAGAUCAAUAUGAUGAUUCAGACGUUGAACAGAGUAAACAGAAGCAAGCUUUCUUUAGUUGGUUUUUCAUGGCCAUUAACAUUGGAGUCUUCUUCUCGGGGACUGUUGUCGUAUGGGUACAGCAAAAUGUUGCUUGGUCUCUUGGAUUUGCCAUCUCAUCAGUGUGCCUCAUUGUUGCCACAGUUGCCUUCUUCGUAGGAACACCAAUAUACAGGGUUCAUCUUCCUACUGGAAGCCCACUGAAAAGUCUUGUAGCGGUAUUUGUCGCAUCAUUUAAGAAGAGAAAAGUGGAGGUUCCUGCUGAUACCACAAUAUUGUUUGAAGGAGAUGAUGCAAACUUAACGAAUGCAGGACAAAACAAAUUGGCACAUACUGAUGGAUUCAGGUGCUUAGACAAGGCUGCUGUAGUUGUAGGUGAGCAAGAGAUAAAGGAUAGUAAUUUGGGGCGCCCAUGGCUACUAUGUACUGUUACUCAGGUGGAGGAAGUGAAGAUUCUUGUUCGGAUGCUUCCAAUAUGGCUCACCAGUGUGUUCUAUGCAGCUUCGAUGUGCCAAACAGCUACCACUUUUAUCCAACAAGGGAUGGCAAUGGACACCAAGAUUGGAUCAUUCUCUGUCCCUGCUGCGUCCAUGAACUCUGCUUCAGUGAUCUUCAUGCUGAUCUGGGUUGUGUUCCAGGACAGUAUUGUGAUCCCAAUAGCUAGACGGUACACUGGAAAUGUUGCAGGGCUUACGCAGCUGCAGCGGAUGGGCGUCGGCCGGUUUCUAGCUGUUCCGGCAUUGGCUGCGGCUGCACUGGUUGAAAUGUGGAGACUGCGCAGCGUCAGGGAUGGCCACAAUCUAAGCAUAGCAUGGCAAGUCCCUCAGUUUAUGCUCAUUGCCUGCUCCGAUGUGUUUUGCGGCAUAGCUCAGCUCGAGUUCUUCUACUCGGAGGCCCCCACGUCGAUGAGGAGCUUGUGCUCGGCAUUCUCGUUCCUCGCAAUGUCGCUUGGUUACUACCUGAACUCGAUGAUCAUCUCGGCCAUCGCUGUUCUAUCGAAGAGCAAGGGCGGGCAGGGCUGGCUUCCUGCCAAUCUGAACGACGGCCAUCUCGACUACUACUUCUGGCUGUGGGCGGGAAUCGGCGCGGUGAACUUUGUCGUGUACACGGCGUUCGCGAAGAAUUACACGGUGAAGAAAGUCGGGCCACGGGCUUAAUAAUCUAUGUUCGCAUACAUCUCUUUAUACUUUCACAGUAUCUAUUGUCUACAUAUUCACUUUGAUUGAGCGAGGUGUAAUUAAAUGUCGCCGGAAUUCCUUUAUUUGUAUCCAUUUGAAUAAAAAGUGCCUUUGGAACAGAAAUGUUUCAGUUUUGAUUA